AUAGACUCGUUGACUCCUUGCGUGUAUUACCAAUCUACGUACAUGUUGCAUUCUCUUUGGUUAGCGCGGUACUACCAUGUUACUUUUUUGUAUGACAUCCGUCAAUCAACCAUUUUAGAACAAAAUAAAAGCAAAAUUAUUGUAAUGCAUUAUUUCUAAACAAAAAAGGAAAGAAGUCCGUCCUAUCUUUCCAUUACGAUGAUUAUGUAAUUCAGGGACGCUAUGGUUGGAAAAAGUAAAGAUGUGAAGGAGGAAGAUUGUGAUUGUUACGCGGAGUCUCGCACCAGCGACGCAUGUCCUCCCAUCCGAAACGUCACACACCCAUUGCGCUACUACGAAUUCACACAAGACGAAAUUAAAGCCCUUGAAGAAUGUGACAAGGAGAGCUUCUAUCAACGCUGUCUCCCGUUCAGUGCGCUGUUCGCUUCUCUAACAUACGCUGCCGUCAAAUAUGGACAUCUGAAACCAAACCCAAGAUUUGGUCCAUUCCCAAAGGUGACAUUGGCAGUAGUGGUUGGCUACUUCUUGGGGAAGUUGUCAUACCAGCAGGCAUGUGCUGAGAAGCUGAUGGCAUUGCCCGGCAGCUAUAUAGGGCAGAUACUAAGAGAUCGGAAGAAUGGAAAGAUUGGAGGGACUUCAAUGCCAGUACAGACCCCUUCAAUGUACGGAGCCACUACCAAUGAUAUAUAUUCUGAUGCUGGUCCAGGUAGCUCACUCGACUUGGACACCAACCGACCUGUCUUCAGCGAGGAUACUUACCGACCUGAUAAUGAAGGUCCAGGACCCAACCUGGAGGAACCCAUUCCAGCACGCCCGUCCGUUUCAUACGAUGACCUACGUCGCCAAAACAGAGGACAGUACGUCAAGGAGAGGCAGGAUCCUUACAGGUAAUCUAAUGAGUAAAGAACAGUGAGUCAAGUUUUAUCGACUGCCGGACCAAGACAGUUUGAUAUUGGACCCGAACGCGGCGCCUCCGGUCACUAGACCUCAACCCUCUCCUUCCCCUCCGCCCGCCACCAACAAAUAUGGCGACACGAUGGAAUGACACAGUUGUCUUAGCUAAUUUAAUACACGCGCGCGGUCCGUGAUGUUGUCCACACGGGCACGCCGGUUGAAUAGUUUUUUCAGAUAUGUUCAUAACUAAAAUUGUUGAAAAUAAAAUAA
Bombyx mori (domestic silkworm) is the source of this 1164-nucleotide messenger RNA. RefSeq names its product ociad protein (gene asrij). The record is from RefSeq and is marked provisional. Gene Ontology annotation, cellular component: endosome. NCBI's taxonomy places the organism in Eukaryota, Metazoa, Arthropoda, Insecta, Lepidoptera, Bombycidae.